GAGCGCUCCUUCCUCAACUCCUCACUCCUGACUGCAGACUCCCCCAAAUCCCGACCGCCGGCCUGGCGCGCGGCUGCGCCCACCGGCUCCGCUCUGCUGCCGCCGCCGCCGCCCCACCGAUCCGCCAGCCCCGCGCCCAGCUAGCGCCCUCCAGUCCAGCCUGCCCCGACCCACGGCCCCGGUGCGCCCCGGCCGGGCGUGGAUGGAGGGCGCCGCGCGCGCUGCCCGCUGCUCCGUGUGACGCGGGCCCUGCGCCCGGCGCCCACCAUGUCCUACCCGCAGGGCUACCUGUACCAAGCGCCCGGCUCGCUGGCGCUCUACUCGUGCCCCGCGUACGGCGCGUCCGCGCUGGCGGCGCCGCGCAGCGAAGAGCUGGCGCGCUCGGCUUCGGGCUCCGCGUUCAGUCCGUACCCCGGCUCAGCGGCCUUCACAGCGCAGGCGGCCACCGGCUUCGGCAGCCCGCUGCAGUACUCGGCCGACGCUGCCGCCGCCGCCGCUGCCGGCUUCCCGUCCUACAUGGGCUCGCCAUACGACACGCACACCACCGGAAUGACUGGCGCCAUCAGUUAUCACCCAUAUGGCAGCGCGGCCUACCCAUACCAGCUUAACGACCCCGCGUACCGCAAGAACGCCACGCGGGACGCCACUGCCACACUGAAAGCCUGGCUCAACGAACACCGCAAGAACCCGUACCCCACCAAGGGAGAGAAGAUCAUGCUGGCCAUCAUCACCAAGAUGACCCUCACGCAGGUUUCCACCUGGUUCGCCAACGCGCGCCGGCGCCUCAAGAAGGAGAACAAAAUGACCUGGGCCCCGAGGAACAAAAGCGAAGACGAGGACGAGGACGAGGGAGAUGCUUCCAGAAGCAAGGAGGAGAAUCCAGACAAGGCACAGGACGGCACAGAGACCUCCGCGGAGGACGAAGGGAUCAGUCUACACGUCGACUCGCUCACCGACCACUCGUGCUCGGCGGAGUCAGAUGGGGAGAAAUUGCCCUGCCGCGCCGGGGAUCCCUUGUGCGAAUCGGGCUCUGAGUGUAAGGACAAGUUUGAGGACCUGGAGGAUGAGGAGGACGAUGAAGACGAGUGCGAGCGGGAUCUGGUGCCGCCCAAGCCCGUAACCUCCUCGCCCCUCACCGGCGUGGAGGCACCCCUGCUGAGCCCGGCGCCCGAAGCCGCGCCGCGCGGUGGUAGCGGUGGCAAGACGCCCCUAGGCAGCCGGACGUCGCCUGGAGCGCCGCCGCCUGCCAGCAAGCCCAAGCUGUGGUCGCUGGCCGAGAUAGCCACGUCGGACCUCAAGCAACCAAGCUUGGGCCCAGGGUGCGGGCCUCCGGGUCUGCCCGCUGCCGCCGCGCCUGCCUCGUCUGGGGCCCCUCCGGGAGGCUCGCCCUACUCUGCUUCGCCGCUGCUGGGCCGCCACCUCUAUUACACGUCCCCUUUCUAUGGCAACUACACAAACUACGGGAACUUAAACGCAGCGCUCCAAGGCCAGGGCCUUCUGCGGUACAAUACCGCGGCCUCCUCACCAGGCGAGACACUGCACGCCAUCCCAAAGGCGGCCAGCGACGCGGGCAAGGCGGGCUCGCAUUCGCUGGAGUCCCACUACAGGCCUCCGGGCGGCGGCUACGAGCCCAAGAAAGAUGCCAGUGAGGGCUGUGCAGUUGUUGGUGCAGGCGUCCAGCCCUACCUAUAGGAGGGCCAAGCUCAGCAGUGCAAGUAGGUGUCACAAUUGCUUUGGAAAAAAAAAGUCAGGAGGCCAUUCUCCCUUCCCAAGCUCAUAAAUACACAGAUACAAACCCCAGAUGUGGAAAUGCGGACCACAUUUUGUGCCACUGUAUAGAGGAUGCAGACUGCACUGCCAACCCACAGACUCUAAGGACUGGACACACGUUGUUUGGGCAUAUGAGAACUCGUUGGCAUAGUAUAGCUUCCCUAUGUUUGUGUGACUUUUGGAAACAAUCUGUUUUUUCUCAGGAUAUCUUCACUUCAUUGCCACGGUAUAUAUUCUAUAGGUGUGAUAGAACUUGCUGUAAAAUUUAUUUGUAAAAAAAAAUGUACACGGUAGAACUAAUGUGAUUGAAGAACUUGGGUCCUUCAGAAGUGGAAACAAAUUUGAUAUUUAUUUUUAUAAUGACAUAAAGCUUCUAGUAAUUUAUGCAAGUUGUAUUGCAAUGAAAUCUAAAACUUUUGUAAAUAAAUUCUGCCUGGUUUUUAUUUGAACAUUGCUGGUUAUACAAUCUCUGUUGGUUGUUUAACAUGAAUUCUCUACUAAUUUAUAUCUAAAACUGUAAAUAAAAACAGAUGAGCCUACAAGAAAAUGGUGUUCGGGGCUCAUUUUUCCUGGAGAGCCAUUCUGGUAGGAGCUACAGUGUUGACCCUGGUUCCUGCCCCAAAGGUGAUCCUAGCUCACCUUUUAAGUGAAGAGCCCAGUGAAAUAAACUUCCUUCUCAAGCUUAUUUGAAAAUUGCAGACCUGAGAGAGAUUAAUGUGCAACAGGGAAAAUACCUAUGCUUUAGUUUAUUUACAGGCAAAUGUGUCUCGAGAAAGUAAUUCAGGUUUUUGUUCUCUGAAUAUGCAAAUCCCUUCUUAGUGUAAAUUUCUAAAACAUGAAAAAAAAUAAAAGGAUAUGUCACCUC
Molecule: messenger RNA, 2635 nt
Organism: Rattus norvegicus (Norway rat)
Lineage: Eukaryota; Metazoa; Chordata; Mammalia; Rodentia; Muridae
Gene: Irx2
Product: iroquois homeobox 2
Exons: 5
Coding region: 268-1692 (474 amino acids)
Biological process (GO): animal organ development; regulation of DNA-templated transcription
Cellular component (GO): nucleus
Molecular function (GO): DNA binding; DNA-binding transcription factor activity, RNA polymerase II-specific
Source: RefSeq, marked validated